Carassius gibelio (silver crucian carp) is the source of this 1447-nucleotide messenger RNA. Its product is annotated as trypsin. Bases 638 to 1369 code for a protein of 243 amino acids. Gene Ontology annotation, molecular function: serine-type endopeptidase activity. The record is from RefSeq and is a predicted model, not a curated record. Lineage: Eukaryota; Metazoa; Chordata; Actinopteri; Cypriniformes; Cyprinidae. The transcript is spliced from 5 exons. Gene Ontology annotation, biological process: proteolysis.
UUUAUGAAUAAGCUUCUGAAUGAAACAUGCAAGACAGGAAGUUUGAUAUAUGCUUAUUUUUAGACAUCAUGUGCCCAAAACAAUAUACAUUCAUUCAACAAUAAAUUAAAUCUGAUUAUUGAUGUGCAUCAGGCACUCAUUUUGGUGAAAAAUCUAAUAUCAUCUAGGAAAGACAGUUUAGGAGCAAAGAAUGGUUUUGAUCAAGAAGGAAAUGGAAAACUUAUUCAGAGGAAAAGUUGAUGAGGAUGACUGUUUGUAUGACAUAGAACCAUCUGAUUCUAGUGAUCAUGAAGUCAGAUCAUUUAGGUGAGGCACAAUGAUAAUUUGUGAGCAUAGGGAAUUCAGACUGGGAGGGUUUGAAUGUGGGAGUAUGAGUUUCAUAUGCAUUAUGAGCCAUGCAAGCUAUAUACAAUAUAUAUACCCUCAGUUUUAUAUGCUCAUCCACUCUGCUUUUGGACACGGCCACUACAAUUUCAGCUGACUGCACAAGGUAUUCAUUUAUUAUUAUUUAGUAAUUAUUAAUAUAUGGCACUAACAUUUAUCACUUCUUUAAAAACAAUAAUGCUGUUCCUGAACUUUGCAGAAACUCUUUCUAAACUUGACUGGAUUUUGACCUCUUCUUCUCUCCUUCACUGCAAUGAGGACCAUCGUGUUUGCCUUGCUGGUCAUGGCUGUCGCUUGUAGCCCAGGAUACAAAAUCUUUGGAGGUGAGGACUGUGUACCCAAUUCCCAGCCCUGGCAAGUCUACCUUACUUCUAAUGGGGAACCCUGGUGUGGAGGAUCUCUGAUUAAUGAAAGAUGGGUUGUUUCUGCCGCUCACUGCAAGAUGCCAGCUUCUAAUCUUACUGUCCACCUGGGAAAGCACAAUGUGAGUGUUGAAGAAAGCACAGAGCAAAGGAUCGGUGUAGAGAAGGUGAUUCCACACCCAGACUUUAAUGAACAUACAUUAAACAGUGAUUUCAUGCUGAUCAAACUGAAAGAGCCUGCCGUCUGUAAUGAGUUUGUAAAGCCAAUCCCUCUGGCGACCAGAUGCUCUUGUGCAGGGGAGCAGUGCUUGGUUUCUGGAUGGGGCUUAACUGAAGAUGGAAAUCCUUCUGUGCUGCAGUGUCUGGAAUUGCCUGUACUGUCAAAGGAACAGUGUGUGGGUGCAUACGAUCGUAGAAUAACUGAAAACAUGUUCUGUGCUGGAUUCAUGAAAGGAGGCAAAGACUCAUGUCAGGGUGACUCUGGCGGUCCUUUAGUGUGUAAUGGGGAACUGCGAGGAGUUGUUUCCUGGGGUAUAGGCUGUGCUCAAGAAGGCUAUCCUGGGGUUUAUGUUGAGGUGUGCCGCUACACUGCCUGGACCAAAAAUAUCAUAGAUAACAAUUAACUGUUUGUUCAGCCUAGCUAACCUGAACAUUUUCAUUUUCCCUUCUAAAAUAUCUGCCAUUAAAAAUAGCUUGAAACA